CUGACUUGUUAGUCUAAAUGUUUGUAGUUGUUGCAUGUGUACUCUGUGUUUCUACCUCAACGACCUGCUUUAUGACUUGUCCGACUGAAGCACAGAUGGGGGAUUUAAGGCAGACCAUCGGUGUCAUGUCUCAGACGAUAUGCCCGAGUUCCCCGGCGGCGUCCGUGGAAGACCUGAAGACUCCAAAUGGCGGGCAGCGGGAGAAGAUGCAGAUGAGGAGGGAGAUUUCCCUCAUCAACGGGAUCUGCCUCAUAGUGGGCAACAUGAUAGGCUCCGGGAUCUUUGUCUCGCCCAAGGGGGUUCUGAUGUACAGCGGCUCCUUUGGGCUGUCCCUGCUGAUCUGGGCCCUUGGCGGCGUGUUCUCGGUGUUCGGAGCCCUUUGCUACGCCGAGCUCGGCACCACCAUCCCCAAAUCCGGAGCCAGCUACGCCUACAUCCUGGAGUCGUUCGGUGGCUUCCUGGCUUUCAUUCGUCUGUGGACGUCCAUCCUGCUGAUCGAGCCGGCCAGCCAGGCGGCGAUAUCGCUGACAUUCGCUUUCUACCUGGUGACCUGCCAGCCGAUAGAGAUCCUGUGCCUCUGUAUAUUGAUCUUCAUAAACUGUGCUUAUGUGAAGUGGGGGACUCUGGUCCAGGACAUCUUCACAUAUGCAAAGCUCAUGGCCCUCUUCCUCAUAAUCAUCGUUGGACUCAUGAAAAUAGUGUCGGGAGACGUAAAUAGCUUUGAGCGUCCGUUCGAGGGGUCCUCAACCGAUUCCGGAGCCAUAGCUUUGGCUCUCUACUCAGCUCUGUUCUCCUACUCAGGCUGGGACACACUCAACUUCGUCACGGAGGAAAUUAAGAAUCCUGAGAGGAAUCUCCCUCUGGCCAUCGCCGUCUCCAUGCCCAUUGUGACCAUCAUCUAUCUGUUGACCAACGCCGCAUACUAUGUAGUUCUAGACAUGCCGUCCCUGCUGGCCAGCGACGCUGUUGCUGUGACGUUUGGAAACGCAGUGCUCGGUUCGUUCAACUGGAUCAUCCCGAUAUCGGUGGCCAUGUCCUGCUACGGAGGACUCAACGCUUCCGUCAUUGCUGCUUCACGGCUGUUCUUUGUCGGGGCUAGAGAGGGCCACCUCCCGGACAGCCUGAGCCUGAUCCACCUGAACCGCUACACACCCGUACCGGCGCUGCUGUUCAACGGGCUCAUGGGUCUGAUUUUCCUGUGUGUGGAGGAUGUGUUCCAGCUCAUCAACUACUUCAGCUUCAGUUACUGGUUUUAUGUCGGUCUGUCUGUGGCCGGCCUCAUCUACCUGCGCAUCAAACAGCCAGAGAGACACAGACCAGUCAAGGUACGCCGUACUUGUUUGCAUCUUACUGAUCUUACUUACUUAAGUAUGAACGUUAAUCUUCUUACCUUGUACAAAGUGUUACUGCAAAUCCACAAAUAAUGGUUGGCAAUCGAUCCAACUGAUGGCUGCAAUCCAUCGUUGUCUACGAUGAAAUAAGUUUAGUUUGCAUUCUUGUCUGUUAGUAUAGCCGACACAAAUAUUUGUGUCGCACACAUGAAACCAACUAAAUAAAAGAGAUUUUAGACGUCUGUCUGUUUUUUGACAAGUUUUACAGGAGUUUGCGCGCACAUAGGUCUUUUUGUCAGAGUGGCCACUUUCCUUAAGAGUGUGACGUCACGUACAAGGGGAGAUGUGAGGCUAUUUGAUGCUAGGCAAAAAUUGUGCUAUCAACAUGACAACGAUCAAAGACAGUUUCAGAUAUUUAACAGAAUGAAAGAGAAGUUGCAGUGGUUCGGCCAAAGGAUCAGGAAUCCUCCACAGUGAUGUGAGAGGUUGACAAAGUUCUACAGGAAACAA
Messenger RNA from Gambusia affinis (western mosquitofish), 1841 nucleotides. Its product is annotated as Y+L amino acid transporter 2. The coding region runs from base 18 to 1424 and encodes 468 amino acids. Gene Ontology annotation, cellular component: membrane. Gene Ontology annotation, biological process: amino acid transmembrane transport. The record is from RefSeq and is a predicted model, not a curated record. Lineage: Eukaryota; Metazoa; Chordata; Actinopteri; Cyprinodontiformes; Poeciliidae. Gene Ontology annotation, molecular function: L-amino acid transmembrane transporter activity. The transcript is spliced from 8 exons.